Solanum verrucosum is the source of this 1785-nucleotide messenger RNA. RefSeq names its product BTB/POZ domain-containing protein At3g08570. The coding region runs from base 28 to 1764 and encodes 578 amino acids. The transcript has 4 exons. Lineage: Eukaryota; Viridiplantae; Streptophyta; Magnoliopsida; Solanales; Solanaceae. Gene Ontology annotation, molecular function: protein binding. The record is from RefSeq and is a predicted model, not a curated record.
UUCAAGUUUUUUGUUAAUGUGACAACAAUGGUGUCGUCUCAACACUCUCCGUUCAUAACCCGCACUAUAUUCUCUGAUGUUGCUGGGGAUAUUACAAUUGCUGUAAAUGGAGAGUCUUUCCUGCUGCAUAAGUUUCCUUUGGUGUCUCUGAGUGGAAAGAUCCGGAAGAUGGUGGCUGAUGCCAAAGACCCAAAUCUCUCAGAAUUGAAUUUAACUCAUGUACCUGGGGGGCCUAAAACAUUUGAACUAGCUGCAAAGUUUUGUUAUGGCAUGAACUUUGAGAUCACAACUACGAAUGUAGCACGUUUGCAUUGUGUGGCAGAAUACUUGGAAAUGACAGAAGAUUAUCGUGAAGAGAACCUCAUUGCAAGAACAGAAACUUUCCUUGUUGAAGUUGUGUUUCCGAAUCUUGAAAAAACGGUGGAGGUUCUUUCUUCUUGUGAUGACCUGCUUCCUAUUGCAGAGGAGGUUGGUAUUUCAGAUAGAUGCAUUGAUGCCAUUGCCAGGAAUGCUUGUCAGGAGCAACUUGUUUCAGGUCUAUCUCGUUUAGAUUGUGAUAGUGGAUCUUUGGAACACAAGGAAUGGUGGAUCGAAGAUCUUUCUGUUCUAAGCAUUGAUUUUUAUGGCAGAGUUAUCAUGGCAAUGGGACAUGUUGGGUUACACAUAGAUAGCAUAAUUGCAUCCUUGAUGCAUUAUGCACAGGUCUCUCUAAAGGGUAUUGGGAAACCGCAAAUUUGGAAUCCAGCGAGAGCAUAUCCAUGUAAAGGAGAAAAGGGGCAGAAAACAGUUGUAGAAACUCUUGUUAGUCUAUUGCCUCCAGAGAAGAGUUCAACUGUUCCGCUGAAUUUUCUUUUUGGGAUGUUGAGGAUAGCUAUCAUGGUGGAUGCCGCCCUAGCCUGCAGGCUUGAAAUUGAGAGGAGGAUUGCCUUCAGGUUGGAAAUGGUCUUACUUGACGAUUUGCUUAUACCAUCUGUCCAAACGGGUGAUUCUUUGUUUGAUGUUGACACUGUCAAGCACAUAUUGAUACAUUUCCUCCAAAGGAUUGACCAAGAAGAAAAUGGAGAUUGUGGAUAUGAAUCAGAAAAUAUUGAUUCUCCAAGCCAUGGUUCUCUAUUGAAAGUUGGACGGCUUAUAGACACGUAUCUAGCUGAAAUAGCUCCUGAUCCAUAUUUGAGCCUUGAGAAAUUCAUUGCUAUGAUAUCAGUUUUGCCUGAUUAUGCUCGUGUUAUUGAUGACGGACUUUACAGAGCUAUUGAUAUUUAUUUGAAGGCCCAUCCGAUGCUAAGUGAGCACGAUUGCAAAAAGCUAUGCGAAUUCAUAGAUUGUCAAAAGCUGUCUCAAGAAGCAUGCAAUCAUGCAGCACAGAAUGACAGGCUCCCAGUUCAAAUGACUGUCCAAGUUCUCUACUUUGAGCAGCUCCGACUAAAGAAUGCUCUAUGCGAAAGUUGUGGAGAUACACAAAAGAUGAGCAGCGGUGUUACAAGUGCAGCCAUGUCUCCUAGAGAUUCUUAUGCAUCUUUAAGGAGAGAGAACCGAGAACUGAAGUUGGAGAUAUCAAGAAUGAGGGUGAGGCUAAGUGACCUGGAGAAAGAACAAGUGUUUAUGAAACAAGGGAUGAUAGACAAAACAGGACAGGGCAAAACAUUCUUAACUUCCCUUUCUAGAGGUAUAGGAAGGCUUGGUAUAUUUGGUGGUCCUUCUCACGGUAAACGUAGGAAAUCAGAAGGUAAAACUGCUAGGAGUAGGAGGUAUUCUGUUUCCUAAAACAAUUUGUAAAUUCAAGAG